Molecule: messenger RNA, 1830 nt
Organism: Olea europaea var. sylvestris
Lineage: Eukaryota; Viridiplantae; Streptophyta; Magnoliopsida; Lamiales; Oleaceae
Product: solute carrier family 35 member F5-like
Exons: 4
Coding region: 302-1474 (390 amino acids)
Biological process (GO): regulation of peptide transport
Cellular component (GO): membrane
Source: RefSeq, a predicted model, not a curated record
GGAAACCUUUAUUCAACUGUAACAAGCAUCGUUCCAGGAAACCAGUAAAACUCAUCCAAUCAUCAAAUCCCCAAUAUUUUCCUUUUUCAGAAACCGAAGAUUCCACCCCAUAACGAUUAUAUUGUCGACUGGUUUCUUGUCAGAUUCCUGCAUAAUAUCAGCUAAUUUGUUGACCAAGAAGCUUUUAUUGUUUGAUUUUUGGAAAAAAGGAAAGUCUUUUGGUUGGUAUUGGGAGAGUAAUUUUGGAUCCGAAAAGAUACUGUAGUGGGGGAAUUGAAGUUCCAAAAUUGGACUUGAAGAAAUGAAAAGUGAAGUGUGGAGAUGGGCUGUGGGAUUGUUUUAUAUAUUCUUAGUUGCAACUAUAUGGAUUGCUGCUAGUUUUGUGGUACAGACGGUUGUAGAUGGAGGUGUGUCACCAUUUCUUGUAACAUAUAUUUGCAAUUCGUUGUUUGUUGUGUAUAUUCCUUUAGUUGAAAUCGGGCGUUAUUUGGAGGAUAAGUAUGGAAGUGGAAGUAUAUUCUUUUGGUUAAAUAAGAAUGGUGGUGGUUUUCAAGAAAUAGGGACUUCGGAGGAGGUGAUUCUUCUCGAUGUGGGUGGUCACAGUUUAAGUACAGAUGUGGUAGCACAACAAGAUCAAGUGGAUCACCAUGAAGAAGAAGUUUUUUCCACACAUGGUACAAUUGCUCAUGAUGCUAAUGAUGCUGGAUUGGAUGCAAAAGGGCGUUGGACACGUAGGAGAGUUGCAAGAGUUAGCCUAAUGAUAUGCCCAUUUUGGUUUCUGGCACAACUCACAUUUAAUCUUUCUCUGAAGUAUACUACGGUUACGUCUAAUACCAUCCUAAGCAGUGCCUCCAGUUUGUUCACCUUUCUAGUUGCACUUGUAUUCUUGGGUGAGAAGUUCACUUGGGUGAAACUGAUCAGUGUUCUGCUUUGCAUGGGAGGAACUAUAAUUGUCAGUUUAGGUGACUCAGAAACAGGAUUGAGUUCAAUUGCUUCAAAUCCAGUUCUUGGAGACAUUCUCUCUCUAAUAUCUGCAAGCUUUUACGCCGUGUAUAUUACUCUUAUUCGGAAAAUGUUGCCUGAUGAAGAUGAUGCAGAAAAGGGCUGUGCAAGUAUGGCACAGUUUCUUGGAAUUUUAGGUUUUUUCAACAUCUUGAUAUUCCUUCCUGUUGCGCUUGUACUUGACUUUACUAAACUGGAACCUUUCAACACGCUUACCUGGAAACAAUUUGGUCUUAUUGUGGGUAAAGGUUUGCUGGAUAACGUGUUGAGUGAUUACCUAUGGGCCAAGGCCGUCCUCCUUACAAGCACCACUGUAGCAACAGCUGGUCUUACAAUUCAGGUUCCUUUAGCGGCCAUCGUGGAUUCAGUGACUGGAAAUGCACCCCGUCUCUUGGAUUACAUUGGAGCUGCAGCCAUAAUGGUUGGUUUUGCCGGCAUCAACGUUCCUUCUCAAGCCUGUUUCGGAACAUAAGAAGCCAAUCUUGAACUCGAGAAUGGAAACGCAGGUCCAUCUGGCCAAGAUGGCUUGUCGUCAAGGUAAAUAGGCCCCCUUGUCCUAUGUCAAGAGUACAGUUGAAAUGUAAUCAUAGAAAAUGAAUUGCAGAAAGUUUAUGUAGUUCGAUUCUUUACCACUUUUGGAUGGAUUAGUCUCAGAUGGACUGUGCAACUAUACUGCAACAUAGAAAAAUAUGGGGCGACACAGAGAAAAUACGAAUGUCAUUUGAAAAUUUGUAAUUUUUUGUUAUUCACUGUUCUCUUCAUUCUAGAUGGGAGAAAAUUUUUAGGAAUGAAUUGAAAUUAUCGGUUGAUUUAAUCCCUGUGAAUUCA